AUGUUCUUCAUUAUUGCAGCCGCUCAUGGGCACGCCAACUACCUGCCAGAUCACCUUAGCGCCGAUGAGCUUUACAUGGUGUUACGUCUGAUGGACAAGUACGUCGUGAAGCUCAUUCUGGCCCAUUGGCUGCAGAAAUGGAUCUCCCAAUGUCCCGACCACCUGUCUCUGUGCCAAGAUGUUGCGUGGCUCAUUGGCCAUGAAAAAAUCCUCACCGAUCACGUCAAGGCGGAUUGCGAAAUUGCUUGCAUCAACGAACGAGGAGACCUCACUAACCAAUUGUCGCUCACUCCAUGCUACUACGCUACUAUUGAAGGCUUCGAUCAGGAAGAAUUUAUCAAGCGUACUAGAAGGCUGUUCAUCUCCCAGCUGAUAUCAUAUCUAAAUUCAACACUCAACACGUCUCAAGUCCAUACGUCUCGAGGCUGGAAUUUGUGCGAAACCCAUGACAAGGAUUGCCACGCGAUGAUAGUAGGAUCUCUAAUAGAGGCUUGCGACGACGCCAAUAUCACACACUUUGUAUCAUCUUUAAUGCUUAUUCGAGAGACCCAAUUAUCUGGAGAACCCCAAUUCUUAGGCACCGUGAAGGAGCUCGUUGACACCAUUGAGACGAUAUCCAAGUCGGUUGUGUCGACACAUGGGUCCAACCCGUUUUACAACAUUGAUGAACUAACUAGGAAUGUUUAG
This is a messenger RNA of Colletotrichum orchidophilum, 687 nucleotides long. RefSeq lists its product as uncharacterized. Bases 1 to 687 code for a protein of 228 amino acids. NCBI's taxonomy places the organism in Eukaryota, Fungi, Ascomycota, Sordariomycetes, Glomerellales, Glomerellaceae. The record is from RefSeq and is a predicted model, not a curated record. The transcript is spliced from 2 exons.